AUGGCACUCGCUCUUAGAAGAUUUGCAGCUUCAUUCGGCUACCCGCCACAUUUCCAAUGCGUUCGAGCCUUGUCUCCGUUGCGCUUUGCAAAUAGUUACAGUUGCUUAUUGUCGUGUGACUCGUCCGAGGACGGCGUUGGCGCUGAUCAUCCAGAAUUCCGAAAGUGGCAUAAUGGCGGUGGGUCGUUCCACAAGUCUGCCUGCAUUGACCCAACAGUUUUCAUUGAGUUUGGUGCUGUUGUUCAUUCAAAAUCCGUGGUGGGCGAGCACGCUCAUAUUGGUUCUGGGGCUGUCGUUGGACCUUGUGUUACUAUUGGGCAAUCAACAAAAAUAGGCUACAAUGUUGCACUCAGUAAUUGCAGUAUAGGAGAUUCGUGUGUAAUCCACAAUGGCGUAUGCAUCGGUCAAGAUGGAUUUGGAUUUACGGUGGAUGAGCAUGGGAAUAUGUUAAAGAAGCCUCAAAUGCUGAAUGCUAGGGUCGGGAACUAUGUGGAGAUUGGUGCAAAUACAUGCAUUGACAGGGGCAGUUGGAGAGAAACGGUUGUAGGGGAUCAUUCCAAGAUUGAUAAUUUAGUUCAGAUCGGUCAUAAUGUAGUUAUUGGGAAGAGUUGCAUGCUUUGUGGACAAGUUGGGAUUGCAGGCUCAGUGACGAUAGGAGACUAUGUAACUAUGGGGGGAAGGGUAGCAGUUCGUGACCAUGUCUCCAUUGUAUCAAAGGUACGACUUGCCGCUACUAGCUGUGUCACGAAAGAUAUUACAGAACCUGGAGAUUAUGGUGGCUUCCCAGCUGUUCCGGUCCAUGAGUGGCGAAGACAAGUUGCAAACUACUGUCGAACAUCAAAAAAGGUGAACCGUUAG
This is a messenger RNA of Prunus armeniaca (apricot), 858 nucleotides long. NCBI's taxonomy places the organism in Eukaryota, Viridiplantae, Streptophyta, Magnoliopsida, Rosales, Rosaceae. The record is from the annotation of a GenBank genome assembly.